UGGAGUAGAUACUUCCUUUGUUUGCUUUCAGAAAAAAUCUUUCUAUAGCAUUUAACUAUGAAGUGUGUUUUUCUUUUAUUGGGUCUAACUGCCUUUGUGGUCGUUCAGGUAAAUGCACUGAAACCCUGUUUAGGACAAGCAAAUUGCGAAGAUGAUGAAUGUUGUGUGAGAAUGAGUAGUUUUGUAAAAUUAUGUCAAAAAAGAGUAGAAAAAGACAAAGUGUGUAUGCCGAAGCCUGUGAAAGUACCUGUUUAUAAAGAAAUGUACGCACUAAGAUGCCCAUGUCAAGAAGGGUUAGAAUGCUUAAAAAAGGAAGAUAAAGGACUUGCUAAGUUUAUCUACACCUGCCAAGUAGAAAAUGAAGAGACAACAGAUGAACCGGAACCGGAACCGGAACCAGAACCGGAAGAAUAACUGGAAUAAUAAAUCUGUAAAAAAUAAAAUAAAAAAUGUAUAAGAUAUACAAAAA
Centruroides sculpturatus (bark scorpion) is the source of this 469-nucleotide messenger RNA. RefSeq names its product venom protein 164-like. The coding region runs from base 58 to 414 and encodes 118 amino acids. The record is from RefSeq and is a predicted model, not a curated record. NCBI's taxonomy places the organism in Eukaryota, Metazoa, Arthropoda, Arachnida, Scorpiones, Buthidae. The transcript is spliced from 4 exons.